Messenger RNA from Lycium barbarum (goji berry), 717 nucleotides. RefSeq lists its product as uncharacterized. The transcript is spliced from 3 exons. NCBI's taxonomy places the organism in Eukaryota, Viridiplantae, Streptophyta, Magnoliopsida, Solanales, Solanaceae. The record is from RefSeq and is a predicted model, not a curated record. Bases 1 to 717 code for a protein of 238 amino acids.
AUGAGUGGGACACCAAAUAAAAGGCCACAUGAGGAAGGUGGAAAUGGCAGCCACAGUCACUCCUCAGUCCAAAAGUACUUGCAAGAUAACGCAGUUGCAUUCUCUAAGGACAAUAAUGAGGAUGUCAAGGUUAAGACCCGUGACUUCUACCAAGGGGCUAAAGCUGACAAGGAUAAAUCUGACAAACGAGCCGAUGAUAAAGUUAAGCAUGAUAGAAAUAUUUAUCUUGAAUAUAAAGGUGAUGUGAAGGUAGAUAAAGAUGGCUUUGGUGGGAUGAGUACACACUUGAACUGGAACGAUUCGAAAAAGCAGAGCAGGGACAAAAAGCACUUGGAAUGGGGAGAAAGGGAUAAAGAAAGAAAUGACCGUAGGAGAAAUUUGCAAUUGGAAGGAAGCAGUUUUGAAAACAAAGAGAUACCUAGGGAGGAUAGAGAAUCUAAUAGGUGGGAGAAUGAAAGAAAAGAUCUCUCAAAGGAGAGAGACAAACCAAAAGAUUGCGAAAAGGAACACAUAAAGAGGGAAUUAUGGAAUGAAGCCGAAAAAGAGGUUUCCCAAAAUGAAAAAGUCAUCAUGGAUGUUCCUAGGAGAACUAUUGAGCUAGAAAACUCAACACUAGAGCGGAAGAAACAAAAAGCCCUUAAUAAUUGGAAAAAUGCUGAUAGAGAUGGAAGUACAGGAGAAGGAAAGAGAUACAGAUUUGGAAGGAGAGAGUCCUGA